Bactrocera dorsalis (oriental fruit fly) is the source of this 615-nucleotide messenger RNA. Its product is annotated as general odorant-binding protein 56a-like. Gene Ontology annotation, biological process: sensory perception of smell. Gene Ontology annotation, molecular function: odorant binding. The record is from RefSeq and is a predicted model, not a curated record. The transcript has a single exon. NCBI's taxonomy places the organism in Eukaryota, Metazoa, Arthropoda, Insecta, Diptera, Tephritidae. Bases 65 to 562 code for a protein of 165 amino acids.
AAGCAUUCAGUUCGAUUAUACAUUACAGUAAUCUACUAAAAUCAACCCACAAAAUCAACUAAACAUGAAAUCCUCUAUCGUCUGCUACUUAUUGGCUACAGUAGUGCUCAGCCUGUGCGUUUUCAACGCGGACGCGGGUCUGCGCAAGCCCAAGAAACUUACACCAGAACUGGAAGCGAAGUUCGAAGUUUUGACCGCUUGGAUUGCCUAUCGUCUCAAUUUGAAACACGCCAAGGAAGCCUGCGUGGGCGAAUAUGGCUUUUCGGAUGAGCUCGCCACAAAUCUGGUAAAAAUAAAGGUGGCGAACCCAAGUGAUCGCGAGAAGUGCUACGUGAACUGUCUCUACAAUAAAUUGGUAUUCUAUAAGGAUGAUGCCAUCAACAAACAGGCCAUGAAGGAGUCGCUUUAUGAAAUUGUGGGUGAACAACGCUUAUUGAAUAUUGUUGAUGGUUGUCUAAACGCUGGCGGCACCAAUGCAUGUGAUAAGGUGUAUAAAUUCCAUGCUUGCGCCUCACCGGAAUUCGACAAAGUACGCAGUGAUAUCUUCUUACCCGAUGAAUAGAUAAUUUCGAGUUAAUGUAUUUAAUGUAUUUAUUUAAUAAAAUGUAUUUAAGA